AAUAAAUCAAAGAAGAUUUGCUCUACUUUAUGUUGGCUAUAUCAGAGGGCAGGAAACGUUUCUAGCAUUGAACUCUGCAUAUUAGACUACACAACUAACGCUACUUCCGUGACGGACGUUUAUGCAUGCAUCCGCUUCAAAACGGAAGUAGACAUCAACCUAUAAUAAGGCGCAGUGCAAGGCAAACGCAUCAGUCUCUCUGCAGCCUCUUCCACUAACGGAGCAUCAUGUCAGUCAUCCAACAGGAGCGUAUUCUUUUCAGUGUCGUUCUGCUGACCUACGUGGCUGUUUUGUGCAGUUCAAAGCCACAGUUGCAAGUCUGCAUGCCUCUCGAUGACUACCAAACACUGUGCAGCGGUGCAACCCCUGUCAGUCCACCGAGACAAAGGGCCCUACUGGGUUCAAACCACUCAAAUCCCGGAGAAUCAUGCCGACAAAUCAAGCAACUAGGAUUCGACCGUGGCAGCAAAGUGUACUAUGUCAAUCCACUGGGUCAGGGAACAUUUCCUGUGUAUUGUGAUAUGACAACAUUAGGAGGAGGAUGGACUCUAGUGCUGAAUCAGAUUGGAGAUAAGAGUAGAUAUCAUACACUUACUGAUGCUCAUUGCUCCAUCCUUGAUAGUUUGAACAAAGAAGGAAAGCAAUGCAACCUGAAUAGACUCUUCCGCUGUGCUACAGAGAUCCGCUAUACUGAUGACAAACUUACUACCUUCCUACAUGCCAAACUCAAUGGAGCUGAAUAUUGGACUGCCAUUCACAAAACGUCAUCUGUUCCAGUAGCAGUGCAGUAUGUCAGUGGAGCUCUUGCUGGACCUACAAGAUACAUUGAAGUCAGAGAUUUCUUUCACUGGGGACACAGAAACAAUUAUCCUGUCCAUAAUAGAAUACGAACUGGAAUCAGCAGCUAUCCUGGAUGUAAACACGUCUGUUGGGAAGAUGUGAGGUCGUCUUUAAAAGAUCGUCCAUUUACUGGAGAUCAUUGUCCAUCUGCUACUUCACCAUCCUUUUGCCCUGCGUUUGAUCCUACAUACAAGUUCCCUUCAACAGCAACAAGACGCGGAUCUGCAAUCUACAGAAAGUGGAUUCGAUGACUGCAAUAUAUUAUGACUGUUCCAUGUUGCUACACGGCUAGCUUAGCUACUAAUGUGUACUAGCAGUACAUUUUAGUGAGGCUUCAAUUGCUGUUGUCCACUGUCUUAGUCGUGCUGUUGUCAGGUUUCAAUUAGUUGAGCUGUUGUCAAAUGUCUGCUAGUUAAUUGUGCUGCACCUGUUGUCAGGUGUUUGUUAGUUAAUUGUGCAGUAGGUCAAUAAACUACAAUUUAAUGGAA
This is a messenger RNA of Corticium candelabrum, 1328 nucleotides long. RefSeq lists its product as uncharacterized. Bases 228 to 1091 code for a protein of 287 amino acids. The transcript has 7 exons. The record is from RefSeq and is a predicted model, not a curated record. Gene Ontology annotation, molecular function: oligosaccharide binding. Lineage: Eukaryota; Metazoa; Porifera; Homoscleromorpha; Homosclerophorida; Plakinidae.